Messenger RNA from Hydatigera taeniaeformis, 1896 nucleotides. Lineage: Eukaryota; Metazoa; Platyhelminthes; Cestoda; Cyclophyllidea; Taeniidae. The record is from the annotation of a GenBank genome assembly.
AUGCAUAACGGGAGUAGCUGCAAUCAACAACUCGGUCUGAUCGAAUUGAUACGGAUUGGCCUAAUCCACAGUCCCUCAGGUCGUCUCUUGACCUCGGAGACUUUUCAGGGUUCGCUUAAUGUCUCGGGUGUUUCGUUGAAGCGCAAGCAAAUCUGGACACUCUACACGGAGUCAAAAAACCCUACCGCCUUCCUUCUGCAAAACCAUUUGGGAAACUUUCUCAGUGCUGACAAUAAUGGCAAGGUUACCCUGGUCUCAGACAAACCAGGCACGGAGGAACGCUUCAUCAUUCAUUUCGAACCCCGUGCUUCGGGUGAAAUUGCACUGCAGUCGGAGAAGCAUGGGUUCUACCUUCAAUGGAGUGGCACAGAAAUGCGGUGCUUCUCCAAGGAACCGGUUUGGUGGGGUAUGCGCCUUGGAAUGCAUCCACAGAUCCACCUACACAGUGUGCAUCGCUCCUGCUUCAUUCGUAGUGCCAAUAAGGAGAGCGAGUUGCGCGCAGUAGCAAAGAUGCCUUGCAGCCCUAAAUUUCUUCUCUGGCUACAGCAGCUGCCUCUGCCGCCCGCUUCGGGUGCUGGAGUUGGGACCUCCUCCAAGGAGGCAGUGGCUCGCCUCUCGCGUGUUGCUAUACGCACCCAGUCGGGUCGAUACCUUCGUGCUGACAGCAGUCUAGUGAACAGCAUCGAGGAGGCAUCACUCUUUGCCAUGUCAUUUAAACCAGGUAGAUCGCAAGUGGUGAUGUUCCAGGAUGUGAAUGGCGAGUACCUAACUGUUGGAGCGGGUGGUGUUCUCAAAGUCAAGAUGGGAGCUCGGGAGCCCCGCAGAGAGGAGUUUUUCUCAAUUGAGACGCCCUCCAAUCAAGUCCGUCUCUGGGCCUGCAACAACAAGUACGCGUGCAAUAAACACGGUUUAACCUUCUCCACCACUAUGGAGGAGCUGGAAGAUCAAAAGAGCACCCUCUACCAGUUAGAGUACGUGGGCGGUCGAGGUCCAGAUAUGACGGACAUUGUGAAUGCUGCUUCCACACCCUCGAUGGAUGCCUCAUCGGCGACUUUCGGUUUUGACGGGACAGAUGAGGGUGCCACCUACCUAACUACAGGCCUCUGGCGUCUGCGCUCUCAGGACCGACGUCUAUGGCAGAUUCUACCCACCGGUUCGGCUGAGCUAGCUCCUGAAGACUGCACAAAAGACACUACCUUCGAAAUUCUCUACAUACCAAGCUACAUGGAAGACAGUACUAACAACAGUGGUGGAGUUGAGGGCAAAGGGCGCGUAAACAUUCGGGGUGGAGUGGUGUUGCGCACCCUCGAUGGUGCGACGGUAUGCGCGAAGCCAUUGGGAGCUAUCGGUAUUUCUGACAAACGUACCGACUCUGCCAAUUGGCAGCCAGGUCCAUCGGAGGUGCUGCACCUAUUGCCACUGAUUAAUCGAACAUCCAUCGCUUGCUACUCACCGUUUGCCUGCGGAUUCCUCGCACCCUCUGUUGGCACUGCCACCCGCCGAUCAAGUGUUGGUGCCGCCUCAACCGUUGAUUGUACUGGUUGUGUACCCCAACAAUGGUUCUUACGACAUCUCAUUGCUGGCACGGUACAAUUCUUUACUAGGCAGAACGAUAGGUGGAUGGUAUUGAGCGUCACCACACAAGGCAACGUUACCUUGACACCAAGUGAAACAGGUCCUGACGAGGCCGAGGCUGGAGCCGGAACGGGAACUGGGUCAAACUCCGAGACUGAGUUUGUAAUCUUCAUGACCAACGAUAAGUACGCCCUUUUGCGCCCUCUCCUCUCAGUUGGGAGUGGACAGCGUAGACCCGCCUUCCUUGCUGCCAAUCUCCAAGGUGGCGUCAAACUGGAUGUCUCUGGCACCAUUACUCCUGGUUGCGUUUGGCAGAUCUAA